CGUCGAAGCUGGUGCUAGUAACCAACACAGCGACCGGCGCUGUAGUGGAGUUUGACGUGGCACUCUGAUUUCACUUAGUAGACAGAAGAGAGGACUCUGCCCAAUAUUCAGGUUGUCAGACGGAUUCAUCCUGGCAUGAGAAGGCCCUAACCGUCAUCCUAUCAUCAUGAGUCAACAAGGUUAUGUCGCUGCACCCCCCUACUCCCAAGCCCAGCCAGGGAUGGGGGGCUAUCAAGGUGGAUUUGGAGCUGGUCCUGCUCAACCCCUCUACGGACACUAUGGGGGACAGCCUCAGGCAUUUGCAGCUCCACCCACAGGUGUGAUGAAACCCCCGGUGUCUACUGCUGCUGGCAUGCCUCCACCUCCAGCAUCCAGUCAGUACAAUCAAAACAUCCAGCAGAAUGGCGCACAUCCACAAAGAUACCCUGCUCCACCUGCUUCCUCUGCUUAUGGACAACCUCUACAGUCACCAUAUAACAGCGUGGCCUCACAGGCCCCGCCUCCAGCACAGCAGCUCACCAAUCAGAUGAGUGCUAUGAACUUGGGCAACUAUGCUCCAGGUCCCAUGCUGAACCCUCCUCCUCCAACACAGCAGCCAUUCCAAACAGCUCCUCCUCCAGCGAUGGGUCAGCCCCCAAUGCCUCCAGGUCCACAGUCGCCCCUCAUGUCCCCCCAGAUGUCUCCACCACAGUCACCCCCAGCGAGCAUGGCGAUGGGAGGCCCAGCGAUGGCAGGCCCAGCGAUGGCAGGUCCACCAAUGGCAGGCCCACCGAUGGCAGGUCCACCAAUGGCAGGCCCACCGAUGGCAGGUCCACCAAUGGCAGGCCCACCGAUGGCAGGCAUGGGUAGACCCUUUCCUGGACCACCUCCAACAGGCCCUGGAGGUUUCCAGCAGGCUGGUCCUGGAGCUGCCAGUCCACUGGGAUACCAGCAGCAAGCAGGUCCAUUUGGGGGACCAAUGUCUGGGCCCCAGCCAGGAAUGCCAGGGGGCUUUCCUGGAGCACCAGGUGGACUGGCGGGACCACCUCAGAAGAAACUGGACGCUGACUCCAUUCCCAGCACAACUCAAGUCAUCGAGGAAGACCAGGGGAAACAAGGAGGGCAAGUCUACAGCACAAACAUCAGAGGACAGGUUCCUCCUCUGGUCACCACAGACUUCUCAGUACAGGAUCAAGGCAAUGCCAGUCCCAGGUUCAUGCGCUGCACCACCUACACCCUCCCGUGUACCGCCGACUUGGCUAAACAAUGCCAAGUACCCCUGGCUGCCAUUGUGAAACCCUUCGCCAGUUUGCCAAAGAAUGAGACUCCUCUUUAUAUCGUGAACCAUGGUGACACAGGACCGAUCCGCUGCAAUCGAUGCAAGGCUUACAUGUGUCCCUACAUGCAGUUUAUUGACGGAGGACGUCGCUACCAGUGUGGUUUCUGCACUUGUGUCAACGAAGUUCCCGUCCAGUAUUUCCAACAUCUCGACCACAUGGGCCGGAGGGUGGACUUCUAUGAGAGACCUGAGCUGUCUCUGGGGUCCUAUGAGUUUGCAGCCACCCUGGAGUACUGCAAGAACAACAAGGCUCCAAACCCUCCUGCCUACAUCUUCAUGAUUGACGUGUCCUACAACAACAUUAAGAGCGGACUGGUCAAGCUGAUAUGUGAAGAGCUUAAGACUCUGCUGGAGAAUCUGCCCAGAGAGGACGGUAUGGAGAGCUCUGCCAUCAAAGUGGGCUUCGUCACCUACAACAAGGUCCUCCACUUCUACAAUGUGAAGAGCGCUCUGGCCCAGCCCCAGAUGAUGGUGGUGUCGGACACUGCCGAGAUGUUCGUCCCGCUGCUCGAUGGUUUCCUCGUCAACUACCAGGACUCCAGGGCUGUGAUCUUCAACCUGCUGGACCAGAUCCCUGACAUGUUUGCCGACACCAGCGAGAGCGAGACAGUCUUUGCCCCCGUCAUCCAGGCUGGUGUGGAGGCAUUCAAGGCAGCAGAGUGCAGCGGGAAGCUCUUCAUCUUCCAGUCCUCCAUGCCCACAGCGGAGGCCCCCGGCAAACUGAAGAACAGGGAUGACAAAAAGCUGGUCAACACAGAGAAAGAAAAAACUCUGUUCCAGCCUCAGAAAGGAGUGUACGAGCAGCUGUCAAAGGACUGUGUGGCACAGGGCUGCUGUGUGGAUCUCUUUAUCUUCCCAAGCCAGUAUGUGGACUUGGCAACUAUGGGUGACGUGCCCUCACACACCGGAGGCUCCGUCUACAAGUACAACAACUUCCAGGUGGAGACAGAUGGAGAGCACUUCCUGAGAGACCUGAGGAAAGACGUGCAGAAGAACAUCGGAUUUGACGCAGUCAUGCGAGUCCGUACCAGCACAGGCUUCAGAGCCACAGACUUCUUUGGUGCCAUCCAUAUGAACAACACCACAGAUGUGGAGAUGGCAGCCGUAGAUUGCGACAAGGCUGUGACCGUAGAGCUGAAGCAUGAUGACACGCUCAGUGAGGAGACGGGGGCACACAUGCAGUGUGCCUUGCUGUACACCACCAUCAGCGGGCAGCGACGUCUCCGCAUCCAUAACCUCAGUCUGAACUGCAGCUCACAGUUGAUGGAGCUGUUCAAGAGCUGUGAGACUGACUCACUCAUCAACUUCUUUUCCAAAUCAGCUUAUCGUGCCAUAUUGAACCAGCCGCUGAAGAAUGUGAGGGAGAUCCUGGUCAACCAGACGGCCCACAUGCUGGCCUGCUACAGGAAGAACUGUGCCAGCCCGUCUGCUGCCAGCCAGCUGAUCCUGCCCAGUGCCAUGAAGGUGCUACCGGUCUACAUGAACAGCCUGAUGAAAAGCGGCCCCUUGGUUGGCAGCACUGAGCUCUCAACAGACGAAAGAGCUCAUCAGCGGCUGUCAGUCAUGGCCAUGGGGGUGGAGGACACGCAGCUGCUGCUCUACCCACGUCUUGUCCCACUGCACAAUAUGGACACUGGCAGCGAGGCCCUCCCCGCUCCGGUACGCUGCUCAGAGGAGGGUCUGACAGACUCCGGCAUGUACCUGCUGGAAAACGGCCACUCCAUGUUUCUGUGGCUCGGCCAAGCGAGCCCGCCAGACCUCGUCCAGAACAUCUUUAAUGUGCCCUCCCUCGGCCACCUGCAAGGAAACAUGUGUUCACUGCCAGAACUUGACAAUCCACUGUCCAAGAAAGUCCGAUCCAUCAUCAACGAGCUCCUCGAAAAGAGGCCAAACUCUAUGAAGCUCCAGAUCGUGAGGCAGCGGGACAAACCAGAGAUGCUCUUCCGACAGUUCCUGGUGGAGGAUAAAAGCCUGCACGGCGGAGCCUCCUACAUGGACUUCCUUACCUACGUUCACCGAGAGAUCAGGCAGCUGCUGACUUAACUCCUCCGUGUUAACACCUGUGAGAAACCUGGCGUCUGACUGACCAUGCAUGAACUUCACAGGGUCGGUCUCAGUUGGCUGCAUUUUAAUCUUAAGAGACGAUCCACAGAAAGAAACUUUUUCACGUGUUUGACAAAGACUGAGGAGAAAGAAAUGAGGAGCCAGAGAAAGCUUUUUUUGAGAUUAACCAGCAAGAGUCCAAAGCUGCCUUUCUGACAUUGUUUAGUGCACACACGUUACAGUCUCCUCAAAUAACCGCUUGUCACUCAAAGGGCCUCUGGAAGAAUCAAACGAUGAACCCAUCCGGUAUUUCUCUCAAAAAAUACUCUGCGUGAUGGGCCGUGGAGCUGGGAUGACGUCAGCACCCGCAACUUGAGUGCAUUUUGGCAUAAAGCCUGCUGGCAUAAGCAAUACAACAUACAUCUCCACUGUGCGCUCAGUAUACAUUUCACUUUGUAGUUCUUGUGGUUAGGAUAAGGGGUUAUUUGGGGGCGAUGCUGUAGAUGUUUGCUUUCAAUAAUAAUCAAUAAAGUUGCCAGUCUUUGUUAAACACGA
Molecule: messenger RNA, 3916 nt
Organism: Notolabrus celidotus (New Zealand spotty)
Lineage: Eukaryota; Metazoa; Chordata; Actinopteri; Labriformes; Labridae
Gene: sec24d
Product: SEC24 homolog D, COPII coat complex component
Exons: 23
Coding region: 167-3361 (1064 amino acids)
Biological process (GO): endoplasmic reticulum to Golgi vesicle-mediated transport; COPII-coated vesicle cargo loading; intracellular protein transport
Cellular component (GO): COPII vesicle coat; endoplasmic reticulum exit site
Molecular function (GO): SNARE binding; zinc ion binding
Source: RefSeq, a predicted model, not a curated record